Molecule: messenger RNA, 1828 nt
Organism: Hippocampus zosterae (dwarf seahorse)
Lineage: Eukaryota; Metazoa; Chordata; Actinopteri; Syngnathiformes; Syngnathidae
Gene: rims3
Product: regulating synaptic membrane exocytosis 3
Exons: 7
Coding region: 272-1246 (324 amino acids)
Biological process (GO): calcium ion-regulated exocytosis of neurotransmitter; regulation of membrane potential; regulation of synaptic plasticity
Cellular component (GO): presynaptic membrane; cytoskeleton of presynaptic active zone
Molecular function (GO): transmembrane transporter binding; small GTPase binding
Source: RefSeq, a predicted model, not a curated record
CAGCGCCCCUUCGGUUCGGCUCGGCUCGGCUCAACCCCACCUUUUGGAUUGCAGCCGCGCAGCAAGCACAGUGCGGAGCGGAGACGCCGCGCAGAGCUCUUUUCGCUUUUGACCGCCCAAGCGCCAAAAUAGCAGCCGAACGAUGACACUGAUCCACGCGGGCUCCAAGUACAACAUCAUCUGACAACCUGCGCCCCGCACAAGCUCCUCUUCUCCUCGGCUCCUUGCGCAGAGAGAAAAAUCCCCCCCCGCGCCCCCGCCCGGCGAGACCAUGAUGCUGAGCGGCUCGGCAGAGGCGCCCGGCCCGGGCGCCCUGAGCGGCCUCGGCGGGCUGAGCGAAGCGGCUCGCAACGUGGUGCGCUCCUCCAGCAUCUCGGGGGCCAUGUACAACCUGGAGAAGAGUCCCGGGGGCGGGGCGCCCGAGUCGGCGUCGCUGGCCGGCAACAAGAAGCGGCGCUCCAGUCUGGGCGCCAAGAUGGUGGCUAUUGUGGGCUUGUCGCAGUGGAGCAAGAGCACGCAGCAGCUCAACCAGCACGACGGCGGAACCAAGAAGCUUCGCAGCACCAUCCGACGGAGCACGGAGACCGGCAUCGCCGUGGAGAUGAGGAACCGGGUGACGCGGCAGGGAAGCAAGGACUCCACCGACGGCAGCACCAACUCAAACAGCUCCGACGGAACGUUCGUCUUCCCGACCACGCGCCUGGGGCCCGAGAGCCAGUUCAGCGACUUCCUGGACGGCUUAGGCCCCGCUCAGAUCGUGGGGCGGCAAACAUUAGCCACGCCUCCCAUGGGGGACGUCCAUGUGGGGGUGGUGGACAGAGGAGGUCAGCUGGAGGUGGAGGUCAACCAGGCCAGAGGCUUGAUCCCCAAACCAGGCUCCAAGAAUAUCCCAGCAACCUACGUGAAGGUGUACGUCCUCGAGAACGGGGUGUGCUUGGCCAAGAAGAAAACCAAAGUGGUGAAGAAGAAUCUGGACCCCAGCUACCAGCAGCCGCUGCUGUUUGAUGAGAGUCCUCAGGGAAAAGUCCUCCAGGUCAUUGUGUGGGGGGAUUACGGGCGGAUGGACCACAAGUGCUUCAUGGGAAUGGCCCAGAUCCUGCUGGAGGAUUUGGACCUGUCGGCGAGCGUCGGCGGCUGGUACAAGCUCUUCCCUACCUCCUCCGUGGCGGAGCCCAGCAUCGGACCCCUGGCGCGACGCCUCUCGCAGUCCUCCCUGGAGAGCGCCGCCAGCCCCUCGUGCACCUAACAAGGCUGAGUGGCGCAAACCCUCGGACUGUACAUACCACUCCAGACUGUAAAACCCCCGUAGCCCCUCCGUACGCGCGUCCUUUCUCACCCGGUCGCAGGGGCGGUGGAGACCCUGGUAAAUAUGACCCGAAGACGUAGCAUUUUUCCUCCUCCGUGUUGCAACAUUCCCAACCGUGAGGCGUCGGGUUCACACAGUGCCAUACGUAAGCUGCAUUCGCAGGUUCCGCCGGAGGGCCGUGCGGAUGACGCGUUCCAAACUCUCUAUGCCAAACUUUAAAAACGACAACGUCAACAACUAUUUUUUUUUUCAAACCAAAGCAAUUGUUUCUGGUAGUAGUCGUCAAACGAUGUAACGUGUGGAUAUGUAGCAGAGCCAAUGCUAUUGUGUGGGCCAGGUGCAGAUCUUGGAGCUAUUUUCAGGUAGCCACACUCCACUUGCACAGGCCAGGGCCCAGUUGAUAGCUAGAUAUGCAUCCAGACAUAAAGAGUUCCGCGUUUAGUUGUUGUGUUCACGUGCGUACGUAUCGGCCACAGUCUGCAUGCUCGCUCGCUUGCAAUCUUUUUGCAAAAAAAACAAAAA